AGCUCGACGUCCUUCUUUCGGAUCACGCAGGCGUGUCAUUACCAAGGCUCCCAUUACAUGGCGCCAGGAAUUUAACAAGUGGACAGCGAACCGUCGUAUAAUCGAGCAAUAUAGGGAUCUGCAAGGUGAACGUUUUAUAUCGGCGGACUACACCCAGUUGGGUUAUUAUACCACGAACUGUACAGACUCUAGUGGAUUCGUCUCAAAGAUCGACUAGCUCAAGAUCGCAUCACAUCAAAAUGAUAAUCUACAGGGACGUUUUUCUUGACAAAGAACUUUUCAAUGAUGCCUGGAGCUUUGAGCCAGUUGGAGCCGGCAAGACCUUACUUAGAUUGAAAGGAAAAGUAGUGUACGAAGUACCAAGUACCAUUGACGACAGCUUGAUCGGCGGAAACAAAUCUGCAGAAGCCGACGAACCAGCAGCCACCGAGGACCCAGUUAGGACCCUUAAGAUGCCUCACCUGGCCGAAGCCGUCGAACCAUACACCAAGAAAGGAUACCAGUCAUGGCUUAGACGUUACGUUGGUCGGUUGAUGGACAAGAAAGAGGGAGAGGUUGCAGUCCUGAGGAAUAACGGCGACGGUGAAGAAGCGGACAAGAUGGGGGCAGAGUUGGAAAUCUUUAAGGAUAAGAUCGAAUUGGACAUCGAAGAUGUCAUACUCUCCUCAUUCGAAGAGAAAGAUUUUAAAUUCUAUACUGUCGACGAAGAUGAGUAUGAAGUUGAGGGGAUGCUCGUGCCGAUGACCUGCCCCAAAGAUGACCCGGACGUAAUAUUUCUCUACUUCAUACAAUAUGGUUUGGUGACCGAAGAGAUAUAGGUCAUUAGGAGGCAGUUCGAGUUGACCAUUAUCAUGAUUAUCAAGAAUCUAUUAAAUAAAGGAUGGUACAGAAUGGGUAUUUUUAUAUCUCAAUAAAUAGAGUAAAAUUCACAGAGCAAAAUGCUGAAAAUUUGAUCAAAAUUGGAUAUCAAAUAAUGAAGUUAUUGAAUUUUAAAGAUUUGCAUUAUUCCGGUGAAACAGUUCUAAGGAUGGCUUCAUGAAUAUUCAUGAGAUGGGCCGAUGGUGUCAUAUCCCCACUUGUUCUUUUGUAUUUUAUUAUAUGAAAUUAAGUUUAUUCAAAAUAUUUCUAUCAAGAACUAAAACAAUUGGAUUGACAACUGAUUAAGAGCAUUAGUUAUUUAUUGCUGCAACUUAUUUCAUCAUAAUGGAGACACAUCAUCUACACAUGUAUGAAAAGAUGAAACAAUUAUGAUUUCAUGUAAUAACAUAAGAAAAAUGAAAGUGGGGAUAUGGCAUCAUCAGCCCACCUAAUGAAUAUUCAUGAUGAUGUGCAUAUGACUGUUUUCACAAAAUAUUCAUAAACUUUAAAAUUCAAUAACUUUGUUAUUUGUUAUCCGAUUUUGAUGAAAUUUUCAGCAUUUUGCUCUGUAAAUUUUACUCAAUUUAUUUAGAUAUAUUUUCAGCCCGGACCAUCCCUUUAAGAUUGAUUAACUAAGAGAAAGUUAUGCAGAUCUGUACUUAGACGUCUACGGUGCAUUCAGGUUAUACUAUAAAUCAUAAGUUUGUACAUCUGUACGUGGAACAUGAUAAUCAUUUGACUUAUCAAAGUGUGCGAAGUAAUAUGGUAACGCGAAUAAAGUAGUUGAUAUGAUUAGUACAAGCUUCAUAAAAUAGAUUUAAAAAAUGAUCAGGUUUCGUUUUUUUUUUCCUUUUAGUGGUUAUCGUUAAUAUUUGUAUUUGUGCUGUAAUUGUCAUUUUGUUGUAAAUCACAUUUCCCCCCAAUUUUAUGCUCAUGUUUCAAUCUGGUGUAUUCAAUUACAUCAGACGAGAUGUUCAGUUUCCAGUCAUUGUUUGUUAAAGUCGCAGCACUAAUAAGCUUUGCCUUUCUAUAUAAAGCAACCUCCUAAUUCACUCACAUGUACCAAAUAUUACAAAUAUUUUCAAGAUUAUGAUUAUGACCAAUACUGUAUUUUUUUAAAAUGAUUUCCCACGUAGAUUGUAUGGUAACUUUGAAUGUACCUCAUUUAUUUGUUCUUUUUGAAUGGAAUAAAUACUUAAAUAAUUGAA
Molecule: messenger RNA, 2066 nt
Organism: Lytechinus pictus (painted urchin)
Lineage: Eukaryota; Metazoa; Echinodermata; Echinoidea; Temnopleuroida; Toxopneustidae
Product: translationally-controlled tumor protein-like
Exons: 4
Coding region: 240-818 (192 amino acids)
Cellular component (GO): cytoplasm
Molecular function (GO): calcium ion binding
Source: RefSeq, a predicted model, not a curated record